AUGGACCUCAUUUAUAUUUACAGAUUUUUUGCGAUCUGUGGCCUACAGACAAUUUGUACGUAUAGUUUGGGCAUAUGUUGGCAUGUCAAACAGAUUUCCUCUUCCUUGCUGUGUGUACAGUGUAAUGAGAUCUGCCUUUCCCAUAGCUGAAGAUGAGUAUCAUAGUUGUGGGGAAGAAGAUGAGGAUGAAUUAUAA
Messenger RNA from Pocillopora meandrina, 196 nucleotides. The record is from the annotation of a GenBank genome assembly. NCBI's taxonomy places the organism in Eukaryota, Metazoa, Cnidaria, Anthozoa, Scleractinia, Pocilloporidae.